GAUUGCCUAUAACUUUCACCAGUCUUCGAGUGCAUUUGGCUUGUUAUCAGUUCGGAGGGAGAUUUUGCAAAAAGCAACUGCAGGCACCUGUUCAGUCCCGUUUCGCAACCAUGAUCGACGUGGUAGGAAUCAUCUUCGCCCUGCUGGUGGCCGCCGGAGGCAUUUUCGGCUACGUUAAAGCAGGUUCGCUUCCCUCGUUGAUUGCGGGCGUCUCGUUUGGCAUUUUGUUGGGCGUGGGGGCGUAUUUCAACUCGAUCGAGCAGCCGAUUCCGUUGAUCCAGAUCAUCUUGCUGGUUCUGCUGGCGGCGAUGAUGGGCUUCCGGUGGAUUCGUACCGGGAACUUUAUGCCCCCGGGAAUUAUCGUGGUGCUGUCGUUGGCCGUUCUCGUGUGGACCUGCGUGACGUACCGGGACCACUUGCCGUUCUCUGCUGGACCGACGCCGAUUGUUACGGAUGGCGUUGUGGAGAAGAGCGGUGUUGAGGGUAGCACCUUGAUGCAGUAAAGUUAGAGGAAUUUCGAGGCUUAUCUUCACUAAAACGGACUAUCUAUCUCUUCGUACAAACCAAUCCAGGAAUUUUUCGACGAAAUUAUUAAAGAUUUGACUAUUGUAUUUUAAAGAA
Molecule: messenger RNA, 621 nt
Organism: Culex quinquefasciatus (southern house mosquito)
Lineage: Eukaryota; Metazoa; Arthropoda; Insecta; Diptera; Culicidae
Product: transmembrane protein 14 homolog
Exons: 2
Coding region: 111-503 (130 amino acids)
Biological process (GO): regulation of heme biosynthetic process
Cellular component (GO): mitochondrial membrane
Source: RefSeq, a predicted model, not a curated record